This is a messenger RNA of Xenopus laevis (African clawed frog), 1208 nucleotides long. RefSeq names its product VPS26 endosomal protein sorting factor C L homeolog (gene vps26c.L). Gene Ontology annotation, cellular component: cytoplasm; membrane; endosome. Gene Ontology annotation, biological process: intracellular protein transport. The record is from RefSeq and is marked predicted. NCBI's taxonomy places the organism in Eukaryota, Metazoa, Chordata, Amphibia, Anura, Pipidae.
CCGUUCCGGUGCAGGGAGCUGCUUCAGGGAGUCACCAAUAUGGCGACGGUGCUAGACAUCAAGAUCAAGAGAGCCAAUAAAGUCUAUCGGGAUGGGGAAAUCUUAUCAGGUGUGGUGGUGGUGAUGAGUAAGGACACAAUCCAGCACCAGGGAAUUACUCUGACCAUGGAGGGGUCGGUCAACUUGCAGCUCAGUGCCAAGAGCGUUGGCGUUUUUGAAGCUUUUUAUAAUUCAGUAAAGCCCAUUCAGAUCAUCAGCAACUCAAUGGAAAUGGUCAAACCCGGAAAACUUCCCAGCGGCAAAACGGAAAUCCCCUUUGAAUUCCCUCUGAACGCGAAGGGGAACAAGGUCCUGUAUGAAACCUACCAUGGCGUGUUUGUGAACAUACAGUACUCCCUCCGAUGUGAUAUGAAGCGCUCCCUUCUUGCCAAGGACCUGACCAAGUCUUGUGAGUUCAUCAUUCACUCGUUGCCCCAGAAAGCCAAGUUACCACCGACCCCUGUGGACUUUACUAUUACACCAGAAACUCUACAGAAUGUUAAAGAGAGAGCCUCCCUGCCCAGAUUCCUCAUCCGAGGGCACCUGGACUCCACCAACUGUAUGAUCACUCAGCCUCUGACUGGGGAGCUGCUGGUGGAAACGUCCGAAGUCGCCAUUAAAAGCAUUGAGUUGCAGUUGGUCAGAGUGGAAACCUGCGGAUGUGCUGAAGGUUACGCUCGGGAUGCCACAGAGAUUCAGAAUAUCCAGAUCGCAGAGGGAGAUGUGUGCAGAGGGCUCCCUAUUCCCUUAUACAUGGUAUUCCCCAGGCUGUUUACCUGCCCAACGCUAGAAACGACCAAUUUUAAAAUAGAGUUUGAAGUGAAUGUUGUCAUUAUCUUUCACGACGAUCACCUCGUCACAGAGAACUUCCCUCUCAACCUGUGUCGCAUGUGAUUUCCUGGACGAAUCAGGCGCUUUCCCGCGUAACCAUGGGGACAGAAGGACCUCCCACCAGCAAACGUCACUUUCAAUGUACUAAUCAACCAUUUGUUUUCACUAUCCCCCCUGCAGCACAGUGAUGAAAGCUAACUGCUGAUUGGUUGCUUUCUGACUGGAACGAGCCACAGCAUUGGAAUGGACCAAAACAGCUGGGGGGGGGGGAAACAUGGCACUUGUUACAGUGUUAAUACAGAGUUUGAAAAAUGUAAAUAAAUUGCACUUAUUUAGAA